Molecule: messenger RNA, 2425 nt
Organism: Ochotona curzoniae (black-lipped pika)
Lineage: Eukaryota; Metazoa; Chordata; Mammalia; Lagomorpha; Ochotonidae
Gene: CEP57L1
Product: centrosomal protein 57 like 1
Exons: 11
Coding region: 65-1501 (478 amino acids)
Cellular component (GO): centrosome
Molecular function (GO): identical protein binding; microtubule binding; gamma-tubulin binding
Source: RefSeq, a predicted model, not a curated record
UGUGGCUGCCUGGGAACCCGAAGCUAAGGGGAGGCCGCGGAGGCCUGCGGGCUUCGAUCUGGUAAUGGAUUCAGAGUUAAUGCAUAGCAUAGUAGGAAGCUAUCUUAGACCACCAGAAAGAGUGUUUGUUCCAACAUGCCCUCAGAAUGAAUCACAUCAGAAUCACUUCCCUGUGAACAAACAAGGUACCUCUUCUAAAGUGCUUCAGAGCCCAAAUAGCCAAGCUCUUGUUUUGGCCUUAAGAACCCUUCAGGAAAAGAUUCAUCGUUUAGAGCUAGAGCGAACACAAGCUGAAGAUAACCUGAACAUUCUUUCGAGAGAGGCGGCACAAUACAAAAAGGCCUUGCAGAAUGAAACAAAUGAAAGAAAUCUGGCACACCAGGAGCUGAUUAAGCAGAAAAAAGAUAUAAGUAUACAGCUAAGCUCAGCACAAUCUCGUUGCACUCUUCUAGAAAAGCAACUGGAAUACACAAAGAGAAUGGUUCUCAAUGUAGAGCGAGAAAAGAAUAUGAUUCUAGAACAGCAGGCCCUACUUCAAAGGGAGAAAGAGCAGGAUCAGAUGAAGCUGCAUGCAAAACUUGAAAAGCUUGAUGUCUUAGAAAAAGAAUGUCUUAGACUUACAGCAACUCAGAAAACUGCUGAGGACAAAAUUAAACAGCUAGAGGAAAAACUUAAGGAGGAAGAACAUCAUCGAAAGCUAUUUCAAGACAAGGCUUCUGAGCUUCAGACCGGACUUGAAAUCAGUAAAAUUCUAAUGUCUUCAGUUUCUAAUCCAAAAAACUCCAAGGAAAAGAAGAAAUCAUCAAAAAAAGCUAAAUGUCUGAAGAGAGGAUCCCCUCACCCGACUUAUUCAAAGUUUGAAGCACUGCCUUUUGAGACUGAAAAGCCUGCCACCACAGGCAGUUCUGCAAAUGCAAGUGUGCACAGUCUGCUGCACACGAUGCAGCAGCGUAGGCCGCAGGUGCUGCAGAAACCUGAGGUCGCCGAGCAUGGUGGAUGUUUGUGCAGGCCUACUAGGAAAACGUCCUUGUGUAAAGCUUUUGCUUCUGACUCAGCAAAGUCUACUUCCAUGUGUGACAAUUUGUCUGAACUUUUGAUGGCAAUGCAAGAUGAGCUGGACCAAAUGUGUGUGGAGCACCAAGAACUACUGAGACAAAUGAAGGACACUGAAAGCCACUCAGUCUAUGGCGACAUAGAAUGUGAAUUAGAGCAUCUAGUCAAGAAAAUGGAAAUUAAAAAAGAACAAAUUUCCAAACUGAGGAAGCAUCAAAACAGUGUUCAUAAGCUGCAGCAAAAAGUUCAAAACUCAAAGAUGAGAACAGCUGCAGGCACUCAGCGAGAAGAAUACCACCAACCUAACAGAUCAAAGAACAUUAAAAACAGCCCCAGAAAAUGUGUGAAUGAAGCUAGCCCUUCUCAAAAAAGCAGCCACUCUCAUCCAGUACGAAUUCAUAAUGUUCAAGUGAAAUUGAGGAAAGAUGAUGUCGUAUGGGAACAGUAGCUCAGUAGCAAAGCUGUCACCUUAGAUGAACUGUGUCGGUGGGCUCUUGAACUGUCUAAAGUGGUUUUAACUUAAUAAUACCCUUGUGAACUUUUGAAUUGUUUCUAGCCUCUUAUAAGACACGAAGUUACAGUGCUUUAAAAGUAAUGCCUUAGUGAACUAGGAGGCCCAAAUAAUAAAUGAUUAGGUUUUUUUUUUUUUUUUGACGAAGACCCCUAACCUCAUCAUGUUAAAAAAAGUCCUCCUUGAAAAUGUCUUAAACUAGAAUCUAAGAAAUUAUCAUACAUUUUCAAAAUCUGUUAAAUUUGCGAUACAAUCUAUUCUGAGUUUUCGUUAGUAGGCUUAUAACUUUACAGAUCAGUGUGUUCAAGGCGAGGACUUUAGCCGCUAGGCCAUGCCACUGGACCCUACAAACCAAUGUGAAAUGUACAUUAAGGUCUUUGUCUUUAACUUUGCUGAUGCUUGCUUGAAAGCUGUGAAAUGUUUCUCUUAGAAAAAGGGAAACUCAAUAAUUCUUCAGUUUUGCUGAAGAUCCCUUUGACCCAGCUUUUAUACACUUACAAAUAAUUUUUUUAGGUGACAGUAACUCAGUUGCAGAAAUUUUCCUCUGUUAUUCUCAUUUUCUUUUACAGAUGUAAAUGUUCUUUAACAUCAGUGAUCUAUUUUAUUUUGCUGCUUUAUAAUUUUUGAUGACUUGUAAUUUUGGCAUUGUGUAUCACAUUCGUCAAUACAAAUUGAGAAUGUGAAUUUUUUAGGAUCCACCAAAGUGGCCUUUUUAAUAAUGAAAGUAUGUUGGGCAUUUGAUUACCUCAUCUAGCAAAAAAUCAGGACAGUGUGGUAUGUUUUUAUGUUUUGAAAUCAUCAAUGUCAUAGAUUUUCUUGUAUAUGCAUACUUUGUAAUAAAUUUACACAUGUUGGCCUGUC